CUGAAAUCGUUAACCACUGUGACACUCCAACAUGUUUCACGCACGGAAAGCUCUCUUAUCCACUACUAAAAAUCUGGAAAGAUUUUUAAGUACUCAUGGAAAUCACUUGGAGAUAAACUUUGAAAAUAAAGUUCUCAAAUAUAAUUACAUAUGGCUAAGGGAUCAUUGCAGGUGUGAGAAAUGUUAUAAUCGAAAGACCUUCCAAAUAGCUUCUGAUAUUAACGAAAUUGCACUGGACAUAAAGCCGACCGACUGCCAGAAAUCCGGAGACAAUUUAAAGAUAAAAUGGCAAGAUGGACACGAGACGGUGUAUUCGCUACCAUGGCUUCAAAGUUUAGAAUUCGGAGACAAAAGUAGCAAAAAGCAGACGGUACUUUGGAAUAAGAACAGCGUAGGAAAUUUCAGUGAUUCUAAAGUGGAAGCAAAUGAGAUUUUGAGAAAGGAUAAUAUUGGAGUCACUAAAUUGCUGAGUAGCAUUUUGAAAUAUGGGUUUGGAUUUGUAACUGGGGCUAAUAGUACGUUGGAAUCAACGGAAGAGAUUGCAAAACGCGUUGCAUUCGUAGAGAAAACAAUGUUUGGCGAGAUGUGGGAGGUUUCGACCGAUUACAAAUACAAUGACACUGCUUAUACGAGCAUUCCUCUCGGUGUUCAUACUGAUAACACAUACUUUACAGAAGCAUCCGGGUUGCAAAUAUUCCAUAUAUUAUCUCAUGACGGCGAAGGAGGUGAAACCAUCCUAGUUGAUGGAUUCAACGCUGCGAAAAAUCUGGAGCUUCAGCAUAAAGAAUGCUACGAUUUUUUGUGCAACAACCCAAUAGAAUCGGAGUAUAUCGAUAAGGAUAUUCAUUACAAUUCUAUUGAACCUGUGUUGAAAGUCCAUCCAUACACUAAAGAACUAUACCAAAUUAGGUAUAACAUAUACGAUCGCGCUAAUCUUACGACGAUCAAUUAUGAAGAUAUUCAACAGUUCUACAAGUCAUAUAAAUUGUUAGGUAUGGAAUUGAAUAGCACUGAGAAUCAGUGGAUAUUCAAAUUACAGCCAGGAACUAUAGUUUUCAUCGAUAACUGGAGAGUGCUUCAUGGCAGGACGUCUUUCACAGGAUUGAGAAGAUUAACUGGUUGUUACAUUGGUCGUGGACCAUGGCUCAGUAAAGCAAAAGCCAUGGGUUGUAAAAUUUAUUAAA
Nicrophorus vespilloides is the source of this 1184-nucleotide messenger RNA. RefSeq names its product trimethyllysine dioxygenase, mitochondrial. Gene Ontology annotation, biological process: carnitine biosynthetic process. Gene Ontology annotation, cellular component: mitochondrion. Gene Ontology annotation, molecular function: trimethyllysine dioxygenase activity; iron ion binding. The coding region runs from base 32 to 1183 and encodes 383 amino acids. NCBI's taxonomy places the organism in Eukaryota, Metazoa, Arthropoda, Insecta, Coleoptera, Silphidae. The transcript is spliced from 5 exons. The record is from RefSeq and is a predicted model, not a curated record.